Messenger RNA from Nicrophorus vespilloides, 2100 nucleotides. RefSeq names its product DNA-(apurinic or apyrimidinic site) lyase (gene Rrp1). Gene Ontology annotation, molecular function: DNA-(apurinic or apyrimidinic site) endonuclease activity; phosphoric diester hydrolase activity; DNA binding. The coding region runs from base 300 to 1961 and encodes 553 amino acids. The record is from RefSeq and is a predicted model, not a curated record. Lineage: Eukaryota; Metazoa; Arthropoda; Insecta; Coleoptera; Silphidae. The transcript has 12 exons. Gene Ontology annotation, cellular component: nucleus. Gene Ontology annotation, biological process: base-excision repair.
UUUGGGAUUUCCCCGGCGAAUUUUCAAUUUGGUCGAGCGUGGAAGAACGAGAAUUAGUAAUAAAACUACGAAAUGAGGACCAAAGUAUGCGUCAAAUAGCAAAUACUAUUUGAAGAUCUUCUACGUUUGUUUAUCAAGUCUUAUUACCCCUUAACGGGAUUCCAAAAGAGGUUGAUGAUGAAGUUAAAUCAGAGGCACCUAAAAGCAAGAGAGGCCAAAAGAAGGAACCUGUUGAGGAGCUUGGAAAUGGUGACAUUGAGCCAACAAAGAAAACUGGUAGAGGUCGGCAGGCUAAGAAGAUGGAAGAAGAAGUGAAUGGUGAUGCACAGAAACCUGAGCCCAAGAAACCCAAGGGGAGGGCAAAAAAGGAGAAAGUGAUUGAAAAUGAUGAAGACACUGAGGAAGUUGAACCAAAGAAAACUAAAGGCAGGGCCAAGAAACAGAUUCUUCCAGAAGAAGAUGAUGCUGAAGAAAAUGAGAUUGUCAGUGAACCAAAAAAGACAAAAGGGCGCCAAAAGAAGCAACCUGUUCAAAAGAUAGUUGAAGAUGAAGAGAAGCCUAAAAAAGGUAGAGGAAGACAAAAGAAACAAACAGAAGCAGACGUUGAGGAAGACCAGGAAAUGGAUGAUGUGGAAAAGAGCGUUGAAAAAAAUGAUGUAGAAGAAAAGCCUAAAAAGGGCAGAGGUAGACAGAAGAAGCAGAAACAAACCGACGUUGAAGAUGACAUAGAGAUGGAUGGGGCCGAGAUAGUAGAAAAUGAUAAAGUGGAAGAGAAACCAAAAAAAGGUAGAGGUAGGCAGAAGAAACAGAUACAAGCCGACGUUGAAGAUGACCAAGAAUUAGAUCAACCCGAGACAGUUGAAGAUGACGUUAAGGUAGAAGAGAAACCGAAAAAAGGUAGAGGAAGACAGAAGAAACAAAAAGUGACAGAGGUGGUGGGUGAUCAAGAAGAAGAUGAGGAAGUUGAAAAGGAGAAACCUGGUACAAAGAGAGGUAGAGGCAAGCAAACGAAUCUGAAAGAAGCGAGCGAUUCAGAUGAAUCUGCAGUUUCGAAACCAAAAAGAGGCAGAAAGAAGGAAGAUGAGGUGGAAAAGACGAAGCCGAAGCCGACGUUGAUGAACAAAACCGAUACGGAUUACUCGAAUAUAGAAUUCUCGUGUACGAAAACGAGCAAGGAUGGCGAUGAAGCUAACUACGUCGUAUCUAGUUGGAACGUUGAUGGUCUGAGGGCUUGGCUGAAGAAGUCCGGAUUGACGUACAUUCAAGCCGAGAACGCGGACGUCCUGUGUUUGCAGGAAACCAAGUGCAGCCAAGAGAAACUUCCAGAGGAAAUAACCACGGUGGACGGUUACAAGAAGUACUGGGCGUCGAGUAAGAAGGACGGUUAUGCGGGCGUGGCCCUCUUCUCGAAGGUGAUGCCUAUAGAUGUGAAGUAUGGUAUUGGUAACGAAGAUCACGACGAGGAAGGUAGAUGCAUCACGGCCGAGUUCAAGAAGUUCUUCGUUAUUUCCGUGUACGUUCCGAAUGCCGGUCGAAAGUUGGUCACGUUGUCCAAACGCUUGGAAUGGAACGAUCUGUUCAUGAAGUUCGUGCAGGAUUUAGAUAAAAUCAAGCCUGUGAUUAUUUGCGGAGACAUGAACGUUGCCCACUCCGAAAUCGACUUGAGCAAUCCGAAGACGAACAAGAGGAAUGCCGGCUUCACGCAGGAGGAGAGGGAUGGUAUGUCUGAUUUCCUCGACUGCGGAUUUGUAGACACAUACCGGAAGUUGUAUCCGGACAAAGAAAAUAUGUACACUUUCUGGUCGUAUAUGAAUAACGCGAGGAGUAAGAAUGUAGGAUGGAGACUCGAUUACUUCCUUAUUUCGGAACGUCUGGCGAACUCUGUGUGUGACAACGUGAUCAGGAACACGAUCUACGGGUCAGACCACUGUCCUAUAACUCUGUUCCUCAAUAUCAAGUGAAUCCGGCCUGAUGUUAUCAUCAUCAUCCACUGCAACGAUAUUAUAUUUUCAUAAAAUUAUUAUAUAAUUAACCAUUCCGAGUACUUAUGUUACUAUUAUUUUUUUAACUUUUUUUUUUGUGUUUUAAACUAUGUUUGUU